ACAACCGAUAAUGACUGAUGACACCGAUUAUCCUUUUGUUGGCCGAUUUUCACCAAAAGGCGAUAUAACUUUGACGGCAUACAAUGGUACAGAAAUCAAAGAAGGAAAAGCGGCACCAGGACCAACUUUCGUUUAUCUUCGUAUAAACAUCACAGAUCCUACAUUUGAUCUUGCUGUUUUGAUAACGAUAAUCGAUAUUAAUAUGGCAAUAAAUGAAUACCGAUAUGUAGAAAGUGAAAGUGGCACGAAGCGUCCAUCUCCAUUUGAAGAAUCACUUUUCUAUUUGAAUAAAUAUACUUUAUCAGGAGGUUUUUUCUAUAAGUUAGGGUUCUCUAGAAAAAUCAGAAAAACAUUUGCUCAAGAAUAUUUAUCUUACAUUGGUCUCCCACAAACAUACCAUAAAAUACCUUACAUUGAAUCAGGAAUGCAGAGUGUCCCGAUGGCAUCUCUAAACACAACUAAUCUAAUUGUACGUAUUAGUCCACGAAGCUUUAUUAUAGAAGAAGAACAAGAGCAAAGGACCCUUACUAUUUUAGGCACACUAGGAACUAUUGCUGCUUAUUAUAGUUCUAUUGCGUUUAUUUAUGUAUUUUUAUUUGGAGUUGACUCAAUGACACCAUGGGGU
This is a messenger RNA of Ambispora gerdemannii, 625 nucleotides long. The record is from the annotation of a GenBank genome assembly. Lineage: Eukaryota; Fungi; Glomeromycota; Glomeromycetes; Archaeosporales; Ambisporaceae.